Messenger RNA from Ixodes scapularis (black-legged tick), 1380 nucleotides. Its product is annotated as receptor expression-enhancing protein 5. The record is from RefSeq and is a predicted model, not a curated record. The transcript is spliced from 5 exons. Lineage: Eukaryota; Metazoa; Arthropoda; Arachnida; Ixodida; Ixodidae. Bases 580 to 1131 code for a protein of 183 amino acids.
UUGCACACCACAGGGCUUGAUCCGCAGCUGCUACGGCGGCCCGAAACCACCUAAACUGUCCGAACUAUUCUUCCCCCCCUCCGUUUUACCAGAAGACGCACCGCAGCGGAAGUUACAAACUAUCCCAGCCAAUCAAGCGCUACGAGUUUGUCACGUGACUCCGCUCUUCUUACGCAUCCACCACUCACCGAAUUGCACGUGAUCCUUAUGUGGAAGCUGAUUGGCCUCAGUAGCUAGUAGGGUUCUCCGCGGUCCAUCACAAGGAGAAAACGUCUUGGCUGUUUCCUCCUCCUUCUUUUACAACCCUCCUCCUAUCCGUGCGUGCGUGCGUGCGUUCGGUGUGUCCGUGUAGCGUCGUGCGUGUUCUGUAUGCGUACGGGCUGCGCGCAGCAGCUUUAUCAGCGGUCGCUUGGGGGUACGGAGAGAAUCGCCGGACAAAUCUUUCCUGCGCCAUUUUGGGGGACAUCCGCACAGACGGAAGCGCACGCCGACAAGUGACGGCACUUGGGAACGGUGAUCCAGCAAACUCUGAACUUCGGAUCGCUCUGCCCGAGGAAGGAACCCCCAUCCAACAAAGCCAUGGUGAACACAAAGGACAUCGCCGACAGAGUGGAAAAGGCCAUCGCCGGCCUGCCGGAGAGGUUGCAAAUGGUUUUCAACCUCGCCGAACAGAAGACCGGGGUUCGACGGUCCUACAUCGGUUUGGGUCUGGGAGGCUUCUUUGCCUUGUACAUGAUCUUCGGCUACUUUGCCCAGCUGCUGUGCAACCUGGUCGGAUUCGCCGUUCCCGCUUAUGCCUCCAUGCAUGCCAUCGAGUCGACCAGCAAGUCUGACGACACCAAGUGGCUGACGUACUGGGUGGUGUUUGCCUGCUUCUCCUGCGUGGACUUCUUUGCCGACUCCAUUCUUUGCUAUUUUCCCUUCUACUGGCUGGCCAAGAUCAUCUUCCUGGUGUACUGCUUCUUCCCCUCGGAGCGCAACGGCUCGGUGGUGCUGUACUCCCGGCUGAUCCGGCCCUACUUCCUCCAGAGCCAAGGGAAAGUAGAUGCUGCCGUCAAGAACCUUGCGUCCUCGGCAACCGCGGGCUUCGAGAGUGCCCUCCGUGCGGCUGCCUCUGCCAAAUCGGAGUGAGGACCAGCCUUGCCUUGUGCCAGAGCGAGCACCACGGUUGUGACCCAGAGGUGUGCUCGCCGUGCGAAGCACCGGGUUUUCGUCGCACCUGCAAAGGAGCCGGCUGCGUGGGACAUCCCAUGAAGCCGGCAGUCUGGUGGCAAGCGGGCCUUUUGUAGCGGGGGGAGGGGGGGGGGGGGUUCCUUUUUGCUUCCUUGCGAAACUAAUAAAGAUGUACCGUUUUAGCAUAGCGCGUGCGCUACCUUUUUU